Molecule: messenger RNA, 786 nt
Organism: Rhodotorula toruloides NP11
Lineage: Eukaryota; Fungi; Basidiomycota; Microbotryomycetes; Sporidiobolales; Sporidiobolaceae
Product: Yip1 domain family, member 6
Exons: 7
Coding region: 1-786 (261 amino acids)
Biological process (GO): endoplasmic reticulum to Golgi vesicle-mediated transport
Cellular component (GO): trans-Golgi network; membrane
Source: RefSeq, a predicted model, not a curated record
AUGACCUCCACACACCACGCCUACGAGAUCGCAGCAGACGACGACGAAGACGACCUCGUCGCGACCGCGGGACAGGGUCUCCUCCCCACCCAUACCGUGCCCGCUUCGUCCUCGACUGACAAGGGCAAGGGGCGCGCGACGAGUCCGCUGCUGGAAGGAAAGAUUGGGAGCGCACCCGGUGGAGGACCGAGUGUCGGGACCAGGACGCAGAGGCAGACGACGUUUGGGGGGAUCCAGACAGAGACGAGGUACACCGGAACCGACACGCUGGACGAGCCCGUCUCGGAAACCAUCAUGCGCGACCUGCGAGCCAUCGGGAACAAGAUCGUGCAAGUCCUGCAUCCGACAUCGGAGAAUGCGGUUCUGAGGGAUUGGGAUCUCUGGGGACCGCUCAUCUUCUGCCUACUACUUGCCAUCCUCCUCUCGACAAACGCUCCCGCCGAACAAUCCCUCCCCAUCUUCACCGGCGUCUUCGUCAUCGUCUGGCUUGGCUCGGUCGUCGUUACGCUGAAUGCGAAGUUGCUCGGCGGCAAAGUCUCCUUCUUCCAAUCCCUCUGCGUCCUCGGCUACUGCAUCUUCCCCCUCGACCUCGCCGCGCUCGUCUCGGUCUUUGUGCGGAUGCUCUGGGUUCGACUGCCGGUGUGUGCGGCUGCGUUUGGGUGGAGCGUAUGGGCCGCGGUCAACUUCCUCGGUGGCACCCGACUCGAGAAGGACCGCGCAGUCCUCGCCGUCUUCCCACUCUUCAUGCUCUUCUUCCUCCUCGCUUGGAUGACCAUGCUGUCAUGA